Messenger RNA from Austrofundulus limnaeus, 2738 nucleotides. RefSeq names its product poly(ADP-ribose) glycohydrolase. NCBI's taxonomy places the organism in Eukaryota, Metazoa, Chordata, Actinopteri, Cyprinodontiformes, Rivulidae. The record is from RefSeq and is a predicted model, not a curated record. Gene Ontology annotation, molecular function: poly(ADP-ribose) glycohydrolase activity. Bases 270 to 2666 code for a protein of 798 amino acids. Gene Ontology annotation, cellular component: cytoplasm; nucleus. Gene Ontology annotation, biological process: carbohydrate metabolic process; ATP generation from poly-ADP-D-ribose; regulation of DNA repair. The transcript is spliced from 17 exons.
GCGUAGUUUUGUUGAUACGCUUUGUUGUGCGCGCUCCCGAGAAAUUGGGUACGGAUUACUUCCGGGUACGAACCUUGGCUCAACAGCCAUUUGUGUUGCGAAAAUCUCGUUAGCAUUGAAGCUAGUAGGCAGUUAGCAUAGUUAGUCGCUUGAUAAUGGUCUAGCAACCUGUCACGGGGAGGAGGUAAAAUAAACACUUAAAACAGAAUAUCACUUAUUUGCAGUCUACAGUGUAAAAACGUCUCUGUUUCAGUCGGAAUGUGUCAUACAUGGCUUCAUCAUGGCGUAUUUUAAAACUUGCUUCCUUACUGAGAAAAGAACUGGCAAGGCAUCAAGCGUGGACCAAAUCAAACAACGUUUUGUUUUUGGGUUCUGCUCAAGCUGUGCUAAUGAGUGCACUGACAGACUUUGAGCCAUCAGCAAAGAGGCAAAAAGUUGAAACAAAUAUUCCAGCCACACUUGCAUCUUUUCACAGAGGUGGAUCUUUACGUAUUCACAACACAGGUAAUAAAAUAUCUCAAGUGCAAAGGGAAAACAAGCCAGAGAUGGAUCUUCGAACAAAAAAAGAAGAAGACGGUUCGCUGGACGAAAAGAAAAAAGAUUUGUUUAAAAAAACCGGCGUUGGACCACAGCAGAAGAUCAGAAAUACUCUUGAUCAGUGGCUGGUCAAGCCUUCAAAAGGUCCAAACACAACAGAAGAGUGCCCAAGCCGGAAAGAUGCGGGAGUGACGGACGGCUUUCAGAGCAGUUCAGCCUCGUCUUUAAACCGUAAAAACACAGAGAAGUCGUCCGUGUCAGACGUGGAUGAAGAUACACAACUGUUAACGCCGCAAGACUUUGCUCAAAGCCCAGCUUCAAAGGAUUCUACAGGAAGUGGAUUUACACAGAGAGACUCGCGGGAUGAAAAUGAGUUUGAGAAACAGGUGACCGAGGGCUCUGCCAAAAAAAGAUCCAAAAUAACAGACUUCUUCUCAGGAGGCUCAUCCCAGAGUUUACCUGUGAAAAGGGGCUGUCCGGGUACGUCUUCAGAGGAAGGAGAUCGAGACAAGAAAACAACGCCUGCAGAUGUCAGCUGGUUGGGAACACCGAUCAGUGAGCUAAAGAGAAUGCCAGAAUGUGGUGGAACCAUUCUUCCAUUGAGGGACGAUCCUAGCCAGCACACCGUUCUGAUACGGACAGACCUUCUUCAGAGCUGUAAAGUUCCUGUUCCAUAUCCGUCUAAAUUCAUGGAUACCUGGGAUAAUAUCCACGUCAGGAUGCCCUGCUCGAGCAGAAACGUGUUUCCUGUCAACGAUGAGGAGCUGCAGAACCUGCAACAAAAGCAACGCUGGGAACAGAUCAAGGAAACUUUAACCAAGAAAUAUAAAAGUGCAGAUGAGCUAAAGAAUGCCAUACUGAAAUAUUGUGCGCCACAAGCAGAAAGCGGGGACUUCAUAGCGUUGGAUUGGUAUUGCACUAAGGUCCUGGAGCCUGAUGCUGCCGAGCAUCUGUUUGACUCUCUGCUGCCAGACAUGGCGCAAUUAGCGCUGCGAGCAUCCGAGCUCUGCACCAAGCCUAUACCCCUUCUGAAAAGAGGCAUGAGCCACUCCAUCACCAUGUCUCAGGAGCAGGUGGCUUGUCUGCUUGYCAACGCCUUCUUUUGCACCUUCCCUCCAAGAAGAGAGACUGAGCACUGCAACUACCCAGACAUCAACUUUUUCAGAUUGUUUAAGGGRUCCAAUUCAAAGAAAAUGGAAAAGCUGAAAACCCUGAUGAGCUAUUUUAGAAGUGUCACUCAACAGAUGCCGACUGGACUUGUGACAUUCAGCCGACGAAAACUGGACAAACCGCCCAACUGGAGAAGCUCCAAGACUUUGCUCACGAAGCUCCACAUCACGUGUAAAGGAACCAUUGAGCAUGACGGUUAUGGAAUGCUUCAGGUGGAUUUUGCCAACAAGUUUGUCGGAGGAGGGGUCAUCGGUUCUGGUCUUGUUCAAGAGGAAAUCCGUUUUCUCAUUAAUCCCGAGCUAAUUGUGUCUCGUCUCUUCACGGAAGCCCUGGAUGAUAAUGAAUGUCUAGUUAUCACAGGAACGCAGCAGUACAGCAGAUACAAAGGUUAUAAUGAGACCUACAGGUGGAGUGGCAGCCACCAGGACACAACUCCAAGAGACGGCUGGCAGCGAAGGUGCACUGAGAUCGUGGCCAUCGAUGCUCUAAAGUUCAGGAGCUUCCUCGAACAGUUCCAGCCAAGCAAAAUCAAUCGAGAACUUAAUAAGGCUUACUGUGGCUUCGCCCAGCCUGAGAAGGAAAGUCAGAACCUUGCAGCCGUGGCAACAGGGAACUGGGGCUGUGGUGUUUUUGGAGGUGACACACGUCUSAAAGCUCUGAUCCAGAUGCUGGCAGCUGCUGAGGCGGGCCGAGACGUAGCUUAUUUCACCUUUGGUGACAGUCGGCUCAUGACAGAUGUCCACAAAAUGCACUCUUUCCUCACUCAGAGGAACGUCAGUGUUGGGGAGGUGUAUGAUCUCCUGGGGCAGUACUACAGCUCGGUGUGCAGGAGCAGCCUCACUCAGCGCCCCGAUGUCAGCCUCUACUCCUUCAUCUACUCACAGGUCAGCUCCUCCGAGGCGCCGGGCGACUCCGACAAAGGUUCGACCAGACUACACACACCCUCAGAGAGCCAUUAAGGCUGCGUGGCUGAUGAGUCACUGCUUUWUCUUUAGAUUAAAAAWUAAAUAAAUAAGUUUGAAAUCUUCUAA